AUGAAAAGUAAAACUCCCAUAAACAUAUAGGAUCGAGAUUUGAUUUCUAAAGUGCAGCAGAAAGAGGCUUAGUUAAGGGAGAUUAGAUUGGAUAAAAAUAAAUAAAUUAAAAUGAACCUGAUUAUUUUAAUUUGCCAUCCUUUAUUCUACCUAACCAAUCUAACGCAUUGAAUCUUUCAGUUUAAUUAACGAGAAGAAUGAAUUCAGACAAUCAUACUCCUGAACUUUAAUAAAAAGCACUUAAUGAGUCUUAGAUGACGAAAUUACUAUUACCCUAAAUAGAUAAUAACUAAGUCAAUUUCUAACAUUCUACACAACUUUAUGGUCUUAGUGAUGAAAAUUUAGGAUUUUAUCAUAAUUUUCUUCAUGAAUAAUCAUUUGAAUAAAAUAUUGAAAAAAAAUAAAUUUUACGAUAAUCCACAUAUACAUAGAAUUAAUUUUAUUUGAAUCAUUCACCUAGAAAAAGAUAAUAUUCUUUUUAGAUUAAUAAAAAUUUUAAAAGCAAUUUAGAUAUAACAAAUGAAAAAGAAGAUUCAAAUGAUAUUGAUGAAAGUAUUUUAAAAAAUGAAAAAAAUAAUAUUUUAAAGGAAAAAGAUAUUUUAUAAGAUGAAGAUGAAGAUGUAUCACAUAUUUCAAAUCCAAUGAUAACGUAAACAACAUUGAAUGUUAAAACAAAAGUAUAAUUUUAAUACAAUAAAAUUAAAAUUUGUAUUAUUAUUGUUAGAGCGAUAUUUAGAAUGUAGAUAUUAAUUAGGUAAUUAAUUUUAAUUAUAAUAAUUUAGACCAUUAAAAUAAAAAUGGAUUUAAAAUUAGUAACUAUUUUGUUAGUUAAUUAAAUUGUUUAAAUUUAAGGAUAAAUUAGUCUAAAACAAAAUAAAAUAAUGGACUCAAAUAUCCUUAACUAAAGUUCUAUCUGUUUUAAGAUUUUAAACACUAAAAUAAUGGAAUUUUAUAGUAAUAUUAAUAUAUUAAGACUUUAGGAAGGGAAUAUUGAAGGUUUCUAAAAAGAUAUGGCUAUUACAAAUUUUUUAAAUUUAUGUUCUCAUCUAAUUACUAAUCUUGAAAUUACAACAUAACCAAACUCUUUUUUACCAGAACUUGGAUAUCAAUCUUAUUUAGAAUAAUUUGUUGAAUAUAGAUAAACAUAUAAUAUUUUUGUGACUAAAAGAACUAAUUAUCUAUAAAACAAAUAUUCUAAAAUAACUCCUAUUGAAAAGGCUAUGAUUGCAACAGAGUGUGUAAUUAUGAAUAAUUUUAUUCCAAAUUUAGUCUUAUUAACCGAAAAUAAAAAGUUUUUCAAUGCAGAUGAUCAAAAUAUCUAAUUUUUAAUUCGUGGAUUUAUAACUAUACUUCAAUAAUUAUUCAUAAUGACUUUUUCAGAUAUUCCAUAAGUAUAAACACUAAAUUCUUAAUUUAAAUAUUAAUAAAUGCAAAUUGGUAGAAGCAAAUAUGGGAUGAUAUUAGUUCCAAUUUAAACAGAAAUGGAAGAGUUUUAUAAAGGAACCUUUAAAUAUGAUUAAUUAAAAUUGAUAUUUGAAAGACGAGGUUUGUUCUCCAAUCUAGUGAAAUAGUUCAAAAAAGUAGUUCAAAAUAUAUACUAACAUAAAAUUUAAGAUUUAUGA
This is a messenger RNA of Paramecium pentaurelia, 1622 nucleotides long. The record is from the annotation of a GenBank genome assembly. NCBI's taxonomy places the organism in Eukaryota, Ciliophora, Oligohymenophorea, Peniculida, Parameciidae.